Coffea eugenioides is the source of this 2146-nucleotide messenger RNA. Its product is annotated as probable aspartyl protease At4g16563. Gene Ontology annotation, biological process: proteolysis. Bases 285 to 1790 code for a protein of 501 amino acids. Gene Ontology annotation, cellular component: plant-type cell wall. The transcript has a single exon. The record is from RefSeq and is a predicted model, not a curated record. Gene Ontology annotation, molecular function: aspartic-type endopeptidase activity. Lineage: Eukaryota; Viridiplantae; Streptophyta; Magnoliopsida; Gentianales; Rubiaceae.
CUCUUCCCACCAGAAGCUUCGUCCUCUGCUGCCCCUCUCGCAGGCAGAGUCGCAUGCCCCCACUUAUGACUUAACCUCUCCUCUCAACCAUGGUCAGUUCAUCACCACCUAUAAAGCUCCCCAAUCACACACUCUCUUCUUAUACCCAAGAAAACACGCACUUCUUCCCUCUCCCUGUGUAUAUACACACACAAUCACACACCCUUUAAAAUUUAAAAACACAAUUGUGGAUAGAUAGCUAAAAUUAAAAUUAAAAAAAAAAAACUCUGUUUGUGUCCUUCAGUAUGGCUUCCUCCAUUUUAUUCAUCAUCUUCGUCGCCACCAUAAUUCUCCACGUCUCUAUCUCAUAUUCAUCAAUCCUAGUCCUUCCCUUAACUCACUCCCUCUCGAAAUCCCAAUUCAACACCACUCCCCACCUCCUCAAAUCCACCUCCACCCACGCUGCCACCCGCUUUCGCCACCGCCUACACAGCCAAAACCAGAAACAAAACCACCGCCUUCAAGUCUCCCUUCCGCUGAACCCCGGCAGCGACUACAGCUUGUCCUUCACCCUCGGCUCCCAAACCAUCUCUCUCUACAUGGACACCGGAAGCGACAUCGUUUGGCUCCCCUGCCACCCCUUCGACUGCAUGCUCUGCGAAGGCAAGUUUAAUCCCUCCACCAUCCCGUACACAGCCCCUCUCAACAUCACCUCCGCCACCCCCGUCACGUGCAAGUCGCGUGCAUGCUCGGUAGCUCAUUCCUCUCAUCCCACGUCCGACCUCUGCGCCGUGGCCAGGUGCCCAUUGGAAGAAAUCGAAACCGCCGAUUGCAAAAAGUUCAGCUGCCCGCCUUUCUACUAUGCUUACGGCGACGGCAGCUUAAUUGCUCAUCUGUAUUCAGAUAACUUAUCAUUAUCCCUCUCUUCUCCGUCCUUGGUCCUCAAUGAUUUCAAAUUCGGCUGCGCUCACAGCACUCUCGGCGAGCCUAUCGGAGUAGCCGGUUUCGGCAGGGGAGCUCUAUCCAUGCCGGCUCAGCUCGCUAGCAGUUCCCCUGAAAUCGGGAAUCAUUUCUCUUAUUGCUUGGUUUCUCAUUCUUUUGACACCGACAGAGUUAGAAUGCCGAGUCCACUCAUUCUGGGCCGGUAUAACUCGGUUGGCGAGAGCAAAGACAGGCGAACGGAUUCACCGGGAACUGAUCCUGUCUACACUCCGAUGCUCAAAAAUCCGAAGCAUCCGUAUUUCUAUUGUGUUGGGCUGGAAGGGCUGUCCGUCGGGAAGAAGAAAAUUGCGGCGCCAGAAAAUUUAAGGCGGGUGGACGGAAGAGGCAACGGUGGGAUGGUGGUGGAUUCCGGGACCACGUUUACAAUGCUGCCACCCGGGCUCUAUGAAUCGGUGGUGGCGGAGUUCGACAACCGGGUCGGGUCGGUUUAUAAGCGGGCGAGUGACGUGGAGGGGCGGACGGGACUUGGGCCGUGUUAUUACAUAGCUGGCGGGGAUGUUAAGGUUUCGUCGAAUGUGGUCGUGCCACAAUUGUUGUUGCAUUUUGGGGGGAAUUCCAGCGUGGUGAUGCCUAGGAGGAAUUACUUCUACGAGUUUUUGGACGGUGGCGAUGACGGGAAGGUGAAAAGAAAGGUGGGGUGCAUGAUGUUGAUGAACGGCGGGGAUGAGAGUGAAUCUGGUGGGCCAGCUGGUCUGCUGGGGAAUUAUCAACAGCAGGGGUUUGAGGUGGUGUAUGACUUGGAGCAAGAAAGAGUAGGGUUUGCAAGAAGGAAGUGCGCAUCUUUGUGGGAUACAUUGAACCAGCACUAACUUGCGCCGUUGGAUGAAUGGGGUGAAAGAAAAGUCUCCAAGCUCCAAGUUUGAAGCUUCAGAGUUGACUCUCUGAUUUGGGUUGAGGUGGUCAAGAAAGGAGGGCUGACCACAAUCAUCAGCUCAAUAGGAAGGGAUUUGCCUUGCAUUUUUUGCUUCUAAUAGUCCUGAGCUUUUCAUUGUAUAGUUUGUUUACUGUUAUGGUACAUAAGGUGAUAAUAAAUGGAGUUUUAGAAGCAACAAAUGGAAGGCAAAUAUAAGCAACAGAUUCUUGAAAUUGGAUGUAUGAGUUACUCACUCGGAUUAAAGUUUGUACAGAGUUCCUUCUUUAAUCAUGGAUCUUUUUGGGUGAUCAA